AUGGCUUCCGAAUGCACAUCGUUCGCUCAGUCGAUCGCUUCGGCUUCGGCCUCGGUCCAAGGCAGAGAGCGAAUCGACCCCUGUUCCACCGACUCAGCCGUCUCGGCUCACCCCAACGGUUCCCCAACCCCUGGUGCCGAGGCGCCACAAGCUGGCAAGCAGCCUAAUGAAGUUUCUGUCGGAGAAGAACUGUCUUCUAACACUGCCCCGGCAGCCCCCCAAGCUGUCAAUGAUCCCAGGAAUGUUGUCCGCAGGAAGUUGACCGGAUACGUCGGUUUCGCCAAUCUUCCCAACCAGUGGCACCGCAAGAGUGUCCGAAAGGGUUUCAACUUUAACGUUAUGGUUGUUGGUGAAUCCGGCCUCGGAAAGUCGACUCUUGUCAACACUCUCUUCAACACCUCACUUUAUCCUCCCAAGGAACGCAAGGGACCUAGCCACGAUAUUAUUCCCAAGACCGUCACUAUCCAGUCGAUCAGCGCCGAUAUCGAGGAGGCCGGCGUUCGUCUUCGACUUACUGUUGUUGACACUCCCGGCUUCGGUGACUUCGUUAACAAUGAUGAAUCGUGGCGACCCAUUGUAGAGAAUAUCGAACAGCGAUUCGAUGCUUACCUCGAUGCGGAGAAUAAGGUCAACCGCAUGAAUAUUGUUGACAAUCGUAUCCAUGCUUGCGUCUUCUUCAUCCAGCCCACUGGACACUCGUUGAAGCCUCUCGACAUUGAGGUCAUGCGCCGCCUUCACACCAAGGUCAACCUCAUCCCCGUCAUCGCCAAGGCCGAUACUCUCACCGACGAGGAGAUCAUCAGCUUCAAGGCUAGGAUUUUGGCCGAUAUCAAGUACCACGGCAUCCAGAUCUUCGAGGGACCUCGAUAUGAGCUCGACGAUGAGGAGACCAUUGCCGAGAACAACGAGAUCAUGUCCAAGGUCCCAUUUGCCGUCGUUGGCGCCACCAACGAGAUUACUAGCCCCGAUGGUCGCAAGGUCCGUGGCCGCCGAUACCCCUGGGGUGUCAUUGAGGUCGACAACGAGGAGCACUGCGACUUUGUCAAGCUGCGACAGAUGUUGAUCCGAACUCACAUGGAGGAGCUCAAGGAACACACCAACAACAACCUGUACGAGAACUACAGAACCGACAAGCUUCUUGCUAUGGGUGUGUCCCAGGAUCCAAGCGUCUUCAAGGAGGUCAACCCCGCCGUCAAGCAGGAGGAGGAACGCGCUCUUCACGAGCAGAAGCUCGCCAAGAUGGAGGCCGAGAUGAAGAUGGUCUUCCAACAAAAGGUCUCGGAGAAGGAGAGCAAACUCAAGCAGAGCGAAGAGGAGCUCUAUGCCCGCCAUCGCGAGAUGAAAGAACAGCUGGAGCGCCAGCGACACGAACUCGAGGAAAAGAAGGCACGUAUCGAGAGCGGUCGCCCGCUGGAAGGCAAGAAGAAGGGAUUCUCACUUCGUUAA
This is a messenger RNA of Scedosporium apiospermum, 1446 nucleotides long. RefSeq lists its product as uncharacterized. The record is from RefSeq and is a predicted model, not a curated record. The coding region runs from base 1 to 1446 and encodes 481 amino acids. Gene Ontology annotation, biological process: cytoskeleton-dependent cytokinesis. The transcript has 4 exons. Gene Ontology annotation, cellular component: cytosol; microtubule cytoskeleton; septin ring. Lineage: Eukaryota; Fungi; Ascomycota; Sordariomycetes; Microascales; Microascaceae. Gene Ontology annotation, molecular function: GTP binding; molecular adaptor activity; GTPase activity.